UCCCAGGCAACAAGAAACGGCGGCAGCAAGAAACCACGCGUGGCAACCUGGCAGGAGUGGCAGGUUUGACGGCGAUGACAUUUCCGAGGCGCUGAUGGAUGAAAACCUAAAACGACGCGAUGACCACCGCUCUUAGCCCUCUCAGGGUUCCUCUCUGGUCGAAGAGAAAGAUAGAGCACGCUCACAGCGCCAAAAGCGUGCUCUCCGAACCCAACCUUUAUCAUUUGUUUCUUGUAUUGGCCAAGAUGGCGAUGUCCAUGCGGAGUGUUUGCGCGGGAACGAUAAUAAUUAAUGAUCGAUGAUGUUUGACGCAAGAACGAAGUUACAAGUUAAUGACCUUUAAAGUGCUGAUACAUAAAGGAGAUGUAUAUAUGAAAAGGCAUUUCGUGUUCAUUACAUUGUAAAUAUGAAGAAACGUCAGUUGUCGCAGAAGAAGAUUUCUGCCAGUAAUGUCAAUAAAUCUCAGACAAAAAUAUCGGCGUUCUUUACAAAAAUUCCAAAAACUGUGAUAGAUGAUAAUAAAGUAUUAGAUACAAACUCUUCAUCAGCAGUCUUGAUAGAAAAAAAGAGAAAGGAGAGAGAUAAUGCUUUUGAAGAGGAAUCCCACAUGAGCGUUAAGAAACGAAUGCGUAAUGCGAACGAAGAGCCAUUAAAGGAACAUUGCAUUGCAAAGAUUGAAUCGCAUGAUGAUUCAGUAUUAUUAUCUGUAAUAAAUAAUUUCGAGGAGUUACAUAAUUUUAAAGAAAACAAAAUGAGAUGCAAAGAUACAGUAUUGCAGAAAGUUAACAAAAAGGAGGGAGAUUCUGUGCUGAAGAGCGAGCUGCAUGUAAAUGUUUUAGAGGAUGCCAUUAGUAUUGAAAAUACAUGUGUUCCAGAUGUUAUUCAUAGUAAUAGUCACGCUCUUAAAGAAACGCAGGAUUUGAAUAACAUUGCCUUAAAGUCAUUUUUGUCUGCCGUUGAAACGUCUAGGUGUGAAAAAGCUAAGUCAGCAUACGAUUCAAGGAAGGUCGAAUUUUCCGAAGAGUUCUCCAUGAUAAUGAAUGGGGACGAGCUUGACAGUUUCUUCGAGCAGGAGUGGCAGGCACAAAUCGAUUUCACUACCCUCCAGAGAUGCAAGGUGACCGAUGUGAAGCGCGAAUCGAAGGUCACCAUCCUGACGGUGCAGCAUGUAGAAUCGGAAAGCGUCGACACCGUUGCGUGUAUGGAAUUUUGGAAAGAUGUGCGAGUGGAAAUAGACGAUAUAAUUACGAUACAGGCGACGAAGGAUACAAGACGUGGAUGGAUCGUACACAAUAAUGACGGUUUCCUCGUCACGCAGCCUGAUUUGUUGAUCUCUGGCACGACGAUAACGAGCGGUUUAUUUUGCAGCAGGCGAGCAGUGUUGAGCGAGAAGUUCCGGAAAAUAGAAUCACUGCCGAAUUUAGAAGCCGAUUAUUCCAUAAUGACUGUGGGAUCUCUGGUUCAUCAGUGGCUGCAACGAGCACUGCAGGAGAACGUCGGCGCGUUGUCCGAUGUGAUCAAACUAUUGGACGAUAUACUGCGAUUGAAGAACACGUUGGACUAUCUCUACGUAUCAGAAUUGUCGCUUGUUGACUGUCGGAAACGCAUGAUGGAGUAUGCCCCGAGGAUCUUCGAAUUCAUCCAACAUUACAUCAAGGGUAACAGACAGCAACACCUAAGUGAGAUGAAGGAUAAUUUUCAGGGUAAAAUCACCAGCAUCCAGGACAUCGAGGAGAACGUUUACAUACCGAAGUUAGGCAUAAAGGGCAGGAUAGACGUGACGGCGGAGGUGAACAUUAAUUCGAGGAAGAAAAUUAUGCCGCUGGAGGUGAAAACCGGAAGGGCUUCCUAUUCGCUCGAGCAUAAGGGUCAGGUCAUUCUCUAUCUCAUGAUGAUGGGCUUCAUGGAUCCGGACAUCGACACCGGACUUCUGUUGUACCUAAAGGAAAACGCGAUGCAAGAAAUCAGGAGCGGGCAUAACGAAAGGAGGGACUUGAUAUUGCUGCGAAACACUUUGGCGCAUUACUUUGCUAAGAAACCGGCGGAGGACUCACUGAGCGUAAACUUGCAGUCGGAUUUGAAAUCGAUGGAACUGCCUGAGCCGAUAAAUCAUCAUAGUGCAUGCGGCAGGUGUCCUUAUCAAGCUUUAUGUUGCGCGUAUUUGACGAGAGAUCCGAACACGAAUCUGUCACCGUCGCAUCCGUUAACGAUGCUGAUGAAAGAGUCAUUGGGCGAUCUUAAAACUAAUCAUUUAGAUUAUAUUAUGAACUGGAUCGCGUUACUGCAGUUGGAGGAGAGCUGCGAAAAUAAUAGCAUUAGUUUGAGUAGCGUAUGGACGACGAGUCCCGAGAAGAGGGAGGAGAAAGGCACGUGUAUCUGUAACUUGAAGACUGUAGGCAAGGUGGUGGAGCGAAACGAUAAGGAUCAAUACAAGUAUCAACAUAAAUUUGCACGCGUAGACAUCAAAGGAGAGACUAUCGAGAACGGCGCACUUGGCAAUGCCUUUGUCGAGAAUGAUUAUGUUAUCGUUAACACGGAUGCACGAGUUAAUAUAGCUGGUGGAUAUAUAAUGCACGUUUUGCAUGACACCGUCGCAGUCAUAUUGGAUAAGGAUAUUACGCGACUGUAUGCACAUUCUACAUUUCACAUCGACAAGUACCCCCGCAUGGGCCUGUCCACGUUCAAUUAUGCGAACGUGGCUGGUUUGUUGAGUAACGAUGAGACGAGUGGCAGGCUACGACGCAUAGUCAUUGACAGAAAACCAGCCACGUUCAUGGAGAAAUUACCACGUUCGGUGGUAUCGACCAGCACCGGGAUAAUAUGCGAUCUGAACGAGAGCCAGCAGAGAGCCGUGCUGAAGGCGGUGGCCGCUCACGAGUACGUCCUGAUAAAGGGCAUGCCAGGUACGGGAAAAACGCAAACGGUAGUGGCUCUGAUAGAGUUACUGCGGGAAUUGGGUUCUAGUGUGUUGAUCACCGCGCACACACACAGCGCGGUGGACAACGUCCUCCUCAAGCUACUGGAACGGAACAUCGACUUCUUGCGUCUGGGUUCAACCAGAAGCAUCCAUCCAUUGUUGACGUGCAAGAGCGAGGAAUACGCAAUCGCAAAUUGUGACUCACCGGAGGAGUUGGAGACGCUCUACAACAGCAAGCGGAUCGUCGGCGUGACCUGUUACGGCGCGUAUCACGCGCUCAUCAGGAGACGCAGCUUCGAUGUAUGCGUGGUGGACGAGAGCGCGCAGAUUAUGCAGCCCACAGUGCUACGACCGCUCUACAGCUCGCAUAAGUUCGUCCUCGUCGGCGAUCCGGAUCAGCUGCCGCCUAUUAUCAAAAACAAAACCGCGGCGAAACUCGGCGCGGAUGAGUCUCUGUUCGUCAGGCUGGGUAGCGACGACAACACUGUCAAUUUACGGAAACAAUAUAGAAUGAACGGGAGAAUCAUGCGGCUGGCGAAUGACGUGACGUAUCGCGGAAAGUUGGUGGCGGGCAGCAAGCAGGUGGAGAAUGCAACGUUGACUGGUGCAAACAUGGACCAAGUUCUCUCGUCUUGCGAGAAGUGGAUAAGAAACGCUCUCUCCAGGCAUUUGGACGACUCGGUGAUUGUACUCGACACCGGUAGCACUUAUAACUUGAACGUAGAGACAAACAACAGAGACGUUACGUGGAAUCGAACGUACUCCAACAUCUGCGAGGCCGCCAUAAUCUCGCGUCUCGUCCAGGUGCUCACCGACGCGGGUGUGUGCGCUAGAAAUAUAGGAAUCAUUACACCUUAUAACGCUCAUAUAAAUUUAUUGAGGAAGAAAAUAGAUAAGGAAGUGGAGGUGAAUACAGUAGAUCAAUACCAGGGACGUGAUAAGGACAUUAUAUUGUAUUCGUGUGUUAAAAGUGGCGACAUGAAGAAGGAAUUUGAGAUAUUGGACGAUCAGCGACGUCUAACGGUAGCUAUUACUCGUGCGAGGCACAAGCUGAUCAUUGUUGCUGAUAAAGUCACAGUACUGAGAUAUACGCCGUUUAAAAAUCUGUUUGACGUCAUCGAUGAGAAGAAUGUGAUAAAUCUGCGCGACGGCGAGGAGAACUUUUGCUGGCAGAGUCUUAUUUGUAAAAUUAACAGUCACAAUAAAGAAUCGAAGAACCAAUCAAAUGACAAUUUAACAUAAAAAAAUAGACUGCUGAAUUAGCUUGCGUUUUGUCAGUAUUUCAUAAAAUAGCAUCACACUGUACAAUUAAUGAAAACUUGGUAGAUAUACAAAUACGCAACAUACCGAGUUAUAAGUACGCGUACAAAAUUUUGUACAAAAAUAUAUUUAUUUUCAACUUUA
Molecule: messenger RNA, 4321 nt
Organism: Monomorium pharaonis (pharaoh ant)
Lineage: Eukaryota; Metazoa; Arthropoda; Insecta; Hymenoptera; Formicidae
Gene: Dna2
Product: DNA replication ATP-dependent helicase/nuclease DNA2
Exons: 3
Coding region: 407-4159 (1250 amino acids)
Biological process (GO): replication fork reversal
Cellular component (GO): cytoplasm
Molecular function (GO): single-stranded DNA helicase activity; 5'-flap endonuclease activity
Source: RefSeq, a predicted model, not a curated record